Messenger RNA from Mytilus californianus (California mussel), 1738 nucleotides. RefSeq lists its product as uncharacterized. Bases 362 to 1738 code for a protein of 458 amino acids. The record is from RefSeq and is a predicted model, not a curated record. Lineage: Eukaryota; Metazoa; Mollusca; Bivalvia; Mytilida; Mytilidae. The transcript has 7 exons.
CUUUUAGUGACCAUUUUGGUGAACUUUAUCAAAUCACACAUUUCAAAACUUUUAACUGCACAAGGUGGAUGAAUAAAGAAAAAUGACUUUUAGUAUAUGUUGGUAUAUAAUUUCCUUUAGGGUAUACAGUAUUAUUAGUGAAUCAUUAGUCAUUUUAAGAAAUUUAUAUGAGUCUUUGAUCUAUAAGUAUAAAUGUAGAUAUGGAUUUACAAUCAUAUAGAUAAAUUAUAUAUAAAAAAAAUAUUAUAUUCCAAAGAAGAAAGAACUUGGAAUAUUUUAUUGUAAUCUUUAGAUUUAGCAUUAUCUAACUUACCAAUGCAGACUGUUGUUUCACAUCAAGCACAAAAUCAAUGGUUUUAGAAUGAAAAUACUUGAUUUUUCAGGAAUGAUACAUGCAGGAAUUGGGGCCACACAUGUCAACAAUUUUCUUGGUGCAUUGAAUGUACCUCCUGUGAAUUCCUCCACCAUCAAGAAAAAGGAAAAUGAAAUUGGGAAAAAAAUAUUUGAAGUUGCAAGAGAAUCAUGUCAAUCAAAUCAAAAGAAGGAACAGUUAAUGAGUAAUGGAAAGGUUGAAGCCAGUUUUGAUGCAGGAUGGCAAAAGCGAGGUACUGGUUGGAAUUAUGAUAGUAAUACAGGACAUGCCAGCAUGAUCGGUACAAUGACGGGUAAAGUCAUAGACUUCUCUCAUAGAAGCCGGAAUUGCAAAGUCUGUGAAUACCAUAUGGGUAGAAAAGAAACAGUCCCUUCACAUGACUGCAGCAAUAAUUGGCAGGGUACAAGUAAAGGCAUGGAACCUGAUAUGGCUUUAGAGAUGACCCACAAUCUGAAGGAUAAUGGAUGUCCUAUUCAUGUUCUCCAUGCUGAUAAUGAUUCGACCACAACAGCAAGAUUAAAGGUUGAUUUUAAAGAACUGCAAAAGAAAGAUGACCAGAACCAUAUCAAGAAAGGUUUUUCUAAGAAACUGUAUGAUUUGUCUAAAACGUUUAAGGAAUUGAAACACCCAGAAGUCAUACCAUACCUUGUACGAUGCUUUAUGUAUGCCAUCAAAGAAAAUAACAAUUCCUCAGAAAACAUAAAGAGUGCCUUCAGCAGAUUAGUCCAACACAUUUUUGGAGACCACACUUUAUGUACAGAUGCUGAAUGGUGUACAUAUAAGAAUGACCCAGAAAAUUUUAGAUAUAAGAGUUUGCCAAAUGGUGAAUCUCUCUCCAAUGAUGCCCUAAAAAAAGAGAUAUCUACUUUGAUGGAGAAAUAUAGUACUAGAGCUGGAACAUUGCAGAAUAUGGGAUCAACACAAGGAAACGAAAAUUUCAACCAGAUUGUGGCAAGCAAAGCCCCAAAGUCACGGUUUUAUGGUGGAUCAUCAUCAUUAAGCAAUAGGUUAUCUGCCUCAGUAUUACAGAAGAAUGAAGGCUAUACAUGGCUGUCAAAGGUAAAUGAGGCUUCUUUAUUGUCUCCAGGACAACAUACACUGAGAAUUGGUAAAAGAAUGGACAAGAAAUUGAAAAGAGAAAGAGAAAGGCAAAAUACCAAAGAAUUUAAAAGAAGGCGUAUUCAAUUGAAAAAACAAAAGAAGAAAUCUGAGUUUAGGUCAAAGGUAAAAGAAGGCACAACUUAUGAAAACAAUGCAGAAGUUAAUGAAUCUAUGCCAGAUAUCCAGGAAAUACCCUCACCAUUAACCAUAAAUGAGUCUGACAACUUUGUAUUUUUUGAUUUGGAAACUACUGUUUUUGUAUAA